AUGAGCCAACGACCUGCUAUCUCAAGAAACUCGUCUGGCGAUAAUGAGACCGUCUUCUCCGGACUCACAGGUUUCAGUGGAUACACCACCAGCUCCGCCUCCACCUACUCAGUACAGAUGCCGAAGCCAGCAACGGGAAUUUUGCCAUCUUCAGACCCGAGAUCUCCAUAUCACUUGCCAUUUCCAUCCAAUCCCAAGCCCGCAGAUGAGCUCGCCAAGCGGUUUGCUGUGUGGAAAACUAUUAUCAAACAGCUGAUUUUCUAUUUCCGCGAGGUGUCGCUUUUGAGAAAGCACUACUACGAUCUCAACGUCCAAAUGCUCAAGAAUGUGCAGUUUUUGAAUCGCCAACAGGGCAGAACCACCAGCAGUGGACCGGGGAUGUACAACCUGUUGAACAACACGAGCUCCACAAACGUUCAUGCCUCCGUUGAUCCGCCCGUAUCGGAGCCAGUUACGGGUUCUGCCGAAGAGCGGUUUAUUCAGAGUGCCUUUUUACCUCCCGGAGACUCUUCUGUUAAAGGUAUUCCAUCGGUACUGCACAACUACCACAAGGCUUUGUCUGAAAAAGAGCUCAUCACAUACAAUAAGUUGACACUUAAGAUCAUACCAAGACUGGAGAAUCUCAAGAGUGCCCUCAAUGCGAAGAUCAAAGAGAUUUUGGCUCUCAAGUCAGAUUUCAAGAUCAAUAGGCUCAAGAAUGAGAUUGCCAUAACUGGCCAGUUGCUGAACGAUUACGUUGCUGCAGUUGAGCUUUUGCAGACGGGUAAAACAGUGACCUCGCUUGGUACUACGAAGUUUUUGAAAGACGAGGUAAAAGCAUUGAGCCCUAAGCAUGAUCCCUACAUUUUGAGGCUCAAAUUGGAUCUCCAGCUGAAAAAACAGCUGCUUGAAGAGAAUGUCUUCAAAGAGUCUUUCUUCAAUAUCCAGAAUGCUGGUUGGCAACUAGAGAACAUCGUUUAUGGCGAAGUGCAGAAUUCUGUUCGAAUGUUUUGCGAUUUGGUCAACGCCGAGGUUGACGCUGUGAAAGUCAACUUGAUUGACGAUUUGACCCAGGGGUUCCUGAGGUCAGAACAAAACGUGGAUUGGGACUAUUUCAUUUCCAAUGAAAACGAAAACUUUUUGAGCAUAAUGUCUGAUCAACUCAAAGCCGGCGAAAAACCCCCUAUGCGCAAAUUGUCCCAGGUAUCAUAUCCGUACCAGCAAAGACUAGUUUCCAGGAGCAUUCGGUCAGGGUACCUGGAUAAGAAGUCGAAAGUAUUGAGAAGCUACAGCAGAGCCUUUUUCGUGCUGACGCUGAAUUUUCUUCACGAAUUCAAGACCGGUGACCGAAAGAAGGAGCCCAACCCUGUAGCAUCGAUUUUCCUGAGUGAUUGCAGUGUUCAAGACUCAGAUGGACGCAAGCUGGUUUUGAGAGUGAGCUCAAAAGAUGCUUCUGGCGAGGAAAAGGCCAAGAUAUCACUAAAGUGUGCCGAUCCAGGUGAGCUGAAAAAAUGGUACACGGACCUCAGCGAAUUGUGUUCUCUGAAGAACAUCAUUGACCGAAACGCUUUGAUGGAGUCCAAGUACGAAUCCACGAUGUAUGUUGCUCCAAGUUUGGAAACGAGAACGGUUGACAGUUCUUUUCAGGAUUUGCCAUCCCAGACUCAACACCAAGGACCAUUCUUGCAUCCGCAAUUCAAUGCCUCCGGCUCUUCGAUUCAUCUGCCUUCGUUCCAGCAUGCUAGAGGCCAUGUUCACAGUCAUUCAAAUUCUUCCAUCAAGUUGACUGAUGAAUUAAACAGGGGAAGAGUAGCUGGCCUUACUAUGAACAGUGCCAACAGUUCGCCGUUGAACUCUCCGCCAGCAGCAGAAUUUACCAUUGGUUCAGAUUCUUCGACUCCACACAGUGCCCCAGCCACAAUUGUUCCUCCCGCUGGAGCUGGUGGAGGAGGCACAGGGACGUCUGCGCGUGCCACAACAGCAUCAGGACCUCCCUCCGACUCUUCAGGCUCUGGUGGCUUGCAGCAACCCGCACCAGACUAUUUCACUCUUGCGACUUCCCCGGCACCGAGAGCUUCAACACCAGAGUUUGUUGUAUCAGAGGCUUCUCCUCCAAGAGAAAGAGGACGUCUUUCAAGACCAUUGUCGCCCAUCCAGUCCCCUUCUCCUUCCCCUUCUCCUUCUCCGUCUGCCUUUGGGCAUAGAAAUGGCGCAUUUUCACCAAGCCUACAUAUUCAACCACCGCAACCACCUCUCAGCCCAGGAUUGUCUCAGCAAGACAUCAUCGUUCAACAGCAGCAGUUCCAGCUUCAGCAGCAGCAACAGAUUCGCCAGCUCCAAUCGCAGCUACAACAGCAGCAGAGGCAACAGACUAGAGCAAAGUUGAAUACUCAGGAGUCAUCGCUUUCGUCACGCAAAAAUGCUCCUGCCCAUCGGAUCAAACUCCCGGCACCAUCGAGCUUGAACGAAGUGCUUGCACAGACACCUAUCCAGACUCCUGGAAAGUUACCUGAGACCAGUGUGUUUGACAUGAUUGAGGGGUUUGAUGGCGUUACAGGAACACAGACAGACUCGAAUACGUCUAGUCCUGCGUAG
Kuraishia capsulata CBS 1993 is the source of this 2574-nucleotide messenger RNA. RefSeq lists its product as uncharacterized. Bases 1 to 2574 code for a protein of 857 amino acids. The record is from RefSeq and is a predicted model, not a curated record. Lineage: Eukaryota; Fungi; Ascomycota; Pichiomycetes; Pichiales; Pichiaceae. The transcript has a single exon.